GAUAAUCCAACUCGGAAUUAGCAUUGUUUUGGUUUAUUCUUUGUUUUCGUUUUUACAAUUGUUGGUAAAUUGAAGUUAAACAAAUGGAGCAGCAACUGGAAAAAGUGUUGAGCGAAAUCUUAACACAACAAGACACCGUGGGUGCCUUAGUGGCGAAUCGGCAAGGCCUCUGCUUGGGCGCCAAGGGCAACAUUAAUCCCAACGUCUCUGGCAUUGGAAUGGCCAUAUCCGAGCAGGUGGCCAAGCUGGAGCCCAACAGCACUCUUCCGGCCACUGUUUGUCUGUACAGUGGCAAUAAGCGCUGUGUCAUACAAAAGGAUGGCGAUAUAACUGGCAUAAUUUAUAAACAAACAACACCAACAACAGCAGCGACAGCAACAGCAUCGACAUCGGCCAGCAAUUAGCAAUGCGAUGCGAGUACAUACAUACAUAGCUCGUACCUUAGGCCAACGUGAGACAAAUUUCUUCCAAAUGCGCUCGAGUAUUGUUUACAGCAAUAGCCGGCGACAUUCGUAGCCGUUUAGCCGUUAAGAGCUGGCAGCGUUUGUACACUUUUUGUUGAUUUGUUUUAAAUGGCGUUUAUUAUUUG
This is a messenger RNA of Drosophila arizonae, 589 nucleotides long. RefSeq names its product Late endosomal/lysosomal adaptor, MAPK and MTOR activator 5 (gene Lamtor5). Gene Ontology annotation, cellular component: lysosome; cytoplasm; Ragulator complex. Gene Ontology annotation, molecular function: guanyl-nucleotide exchange factor activity. Lineage: Eukaryota; Metazoa; Arthropoda; Insecta; Diptera; Drosophilidae. The record is from RefSeq and is a predicted model, not a curated record. Gene Ontology annotation, biological process: positive regulation of TORC1 signaling; cellular response to amino acid stimulus; negative regulation of apoptotic process.